CAUCGUCUAUAAAGAGGAGUACGAGUCGCUUAUUAGCGGUGCCAGGAACGACUGGUCGAUCGAGAGACCACAAGGGGAGAUCGACAUUAUGACUAAAUACGCCGAGAGGGGUGCUUUUUUAAUUUCGACAUACCUUGUGAACGCGAUCGUUUGUGUCAUCCUGUUCGUGACCACGCCGGUGACACCGCAUAUUUUGGACAUUUUACUACCGAAGAACGAGUCACGAGACGUAGCGUACAUUUACCCGGCCUAUUAUUUCACCGACGAGCAUAAGUACGACGUGUACAUAAUUACGCACAUGGCGUCCGUGAUCCUUGUGGUGUUUUACGUGUACGUCGCUUGUGACACCAGUUACAUAUACGUCGUGCAACACGGCUGCGGAUUGUUGGCCGUGUCCGGAUACAUUGACAAGAUCGUAAAAAUCCAUGCGGUCUAUUUUUUUAUUUGCGUCGUUCUUAUAAUGAUUUGCUUCAGCGUGAUACUGGUGAAGGUGUCGAACUCGGAGAUUAAUGCGGAGUUUGCCAAGGAUUGCACAUUUAUCGUGAUUCAAUUGGUACACAUACUUUACCUAACUCUUCAAGGACAAUUCGUGAUCGACGCGAACGAGGAAAUCUUCGAAUCGAUAUACAGCGCUUUGUGGUAUAACAGCGACAAGAGAACGCAAUCGUUGUUUGUAUUAGCGUUAAGAAAUUGUCUAUCUGCUCCUCAAAUAACAGCCGGUGGACUAAUUACAAUGAACUUGCAAAGUUUCUCAGAGAUUGUAAAGACGUCUGUCUCGUACUACAUGGUACUGAAAUCCGUAUAAACGACAUAAUGCACUUCUAACAGCAAGAAUAUCGACGAACAAAGCGCACUGGUCAGCGCAAAUCAGUGGAGUUGAUG
Messenger RNA from Habropoda laboriosa, 882 nucleotides. RefSeq lists its product as uncharacterized. Gene Ontology annotation, cellular component: plasma membrane. The coding region runs from base 89 to 805 and encodes 238 amino acids. The transcript is spliced from 7 exons. Lineage: Eukaryota; Metazoa; Arthropoda; Insecta; Hymenoptera; Apidae. The record is from RefSeq and is a predicted model, not a curated record. Gene Ontology annotation, biological process: sensory perception of smell; detection of chemical stimulus involved in sensory perception of smell. Gene Ontology annotation, molecular function: olfactory receptor activity; odorant binding.